Messenger RNA from Etheostoma spectabile (orangethroat darter), 771 nucleotides. RefSeq names its product tripartite motif-containing protein 29-like. Bases 1 to 771 code for a protein of 256 amino acids. NCBI's taxonomy places the organism in Eukaryota, Metazoa, Chordata, Actinopteri, Perciformes, Percidae. The record is from RefSeq and is a predicted model, not a curated record. The transcript has 3 exons.
AUGGUCGCUCAGUUCAGACAAUCAGCUCAACAGAAAGCCAGCAGCAGCAGCUCAGAGCAACAAGUGUCCAAACCAGGAGAAGUUCCCUGUGACGUCUGCACUGGAACCAAACUGAAGGCCCUGAAGUCCUGCCUGGUGUGUCUGGUCUCCUACUGUGAGAUUCACCUGGAGCCUCAUCUGUCAGCUUCACGUCUGAAAAGACAUCAGCUGAUCGACCCUGUGGAGAACCUGGAAGGCAGGAUGUGUACGGAGCACGAUAAACCUCUGGAGCUACCCAAGACGCAUGAUGUUGUUCCUCUAAUAGAAGAAUAUGAAGAAAUGAAAGCAGAGCUGGGGAAGACAGAGGCUGAAAUUCAGCAGAUGAUCCAGAAGAGACGACUGAAGAUUCUGGAGAUCAAACAGUCAGUGGAGCUCAGUGAUGAAGAUGCAGACAGAGAGAUAGCAGAAGGUGUUCAGGUCUUCACUUCUCUGAGGGAGUCUGUUGAGAGAGGCCUGAAUGAGCUCAUCAACACCAUCAAAGAGAAGCAGAAAACAACAGAAAAACAGGCCGAAGCUUUCAUCACAGAGCUGGAACAGGAAAUCUCUGAGCUGAUGAAGAGAAGCACUGAGGUGGAGCAGCUCUCACGCUCUGAAGACCACCUCCAUCUUCUCCAGAGGGUCCAGUCCCUAAACAUCCAACAACCUCCGCCCACCAAGGACUGGACAGAGGUCAGGGUCCGCCCAUCUUCAUAUGAGGGAACCACCUGGGAAUAUCAGGGAUGGCCCCCAUGA